Molecule: messenger RNA, 1462 nt
Organism: Limulus polyphemus (Atlantic horseshoe crab)
Lineage: Eukaryota; Metazoa; Arthropoda; Merostomata; Xiphosura; Limulidae
Product: cilia- and flagella-associated protein 70-like
Exons: 13
Biological process (GO): cilium assembly; cilium movement
Cellular component (GO): extracellular exosome; motile cilium
Molecular function (GO): protein binding
Source: RefSeq, a predicted model, not a curated record
ACAUCUCGUGGAAGUACGUUGUCUCCUUUAAGUUCCACCAUAGGCCAGCAGUAUGUAGAUCAUUGCUCCUUUAUUCAAAUAGAUGUUUGUUUGUCAAAACCUUUAGUUCCUAAGCAAGUACCUGAAGAGCUAGCUUUGAAGAUUUCCGAAUAUUCUGGUGCAAGACCAAAACUGAAAAAAAUCACAAUAGUGGGAUCAGAUAAAUCGACAGAACAGUAUAAAAGAGUUAUUCAUGAGAUAAUUAGUUUUCUUCAACAAGAGUUUAGAAUGUGGAGCAUCUCUCAAGUAAAUUGUGCAUCAGUAAAACAAUCUUCAGAAAGGGCUAGGGAUUUUCUAGAAGACCUGUCAGCAAGUGAGAUGUACGAAACAUUAAAAGAAAAACUUCAAGAACCAAUACUGCAAGUCAUCAAAGAAAAAUGUUUGAAAAUAUCUACUCUUCUUGAACCAGAUCAUCUAAGUGAACUGUAUGUAGAUUUAGUCCAGCAAAUGCAUCAAGUAUUGCAGCAGGAUAUCUUUCCCCAAUCUUCUCAGGUAUAUGUUGACUCUGAAAAGCUUCUUCAGUUUGCUCAGGAAGCUGUAACAGUGGGGGCGUACAGAGUGGCAGCUAGGUAUCACCAACAGAGAAUUGCUGAGACACAUGACCAUCCUGACUCUUGGAUAGAUUAUGGAGUCUUUUGCCUUCUUCAAAACCAGAUUGAUAAGGCAGAAGAAUGUUUCAAAGAGGCAUUAGCAAUUGACCAAGAGCAUAUGAAAAGUUUGCUGUUGAGUGGAAUGCUUUGUGUUAUUCGAGAAAAUUACAAGUUAGCAGAGAUUAUUCUGCUUUAUGUUACUACAGCUCAUGAGGAUGAGAUUCUUCCUUGGUUUGUACUGGGGCUUUACUAUGAGGUAAUAGAUGAAAACGUGGGAGCUGAACUGGCAUUUAGAAAAGCUAAAGAUUGUUACAGAAACGAACAAGAUUCAAAAACAAAAGGUAGUGAAUGUACAAAAAAUUCAGAGACUGUAUUCCUUUACUGCGUACCAUGGUUGUUGGAUUCUUGCAUGAUUCUGUUUGCUGAAAGAACCCUAGCCCGUCAACUGCCUUCCUUGACAAAAGAAGAAUACUGUCUAUAUUAUAUCUAUAUGGCCCAACUUUUAUGUCUGAAGGGCAACUACACUGAUGCAUUAAAGAAUGUGGAUCACAGUCUGAACAUACAGUUUCAAAAUCUGGAUACUUGGGUAUGGAAAGGACAUGUUUUGUACAUAAAGAAAGACUAUACAGAAGCCCAGCAGUGGUAUGAAAGAGUCGUAUACUGUGGCCACCAUUUGAAUAACCAGCAUUCAGUUUUGGUCAGAUUAGGUGAUAUUUACAUAAAAACAAAGCAGUUAUACUCUUGUUCAAUGAGUUUAUGUGAGCUGGCAUGGAUGUACCAAAUUUAUGCACUCUAUGAUUUAGGUCAUUCAUGUCUUCUCUGCUCAAUGUUGG